CAAAUCUUCAUUGGAAACGACUAAAUGUUUACCUUACAUAGUUAUAGUUUAUAUUGUUGUUUCGUCGGUUAUGUGUAAGACUACACAAAAGCCACAAUGGUAAUGACUAAUAUUCCAUCUUCGAGAUAUGGGAGGCAAACCAAGUGUUCCGGAAAUCAAGAAGGAUGACUGGAAAGAUAUCGCUCUGCGUGCGCAUAACAAAGUCAGAAAGCUACACAAUGCACCACCUUUGAAAUAUUCCAAAGAUCUCAGCAUGUACGCCCAAAAUCAUGCACUUUAUUUAAAGACUAGAACAAAAGUACAUAGAAGUGGUAUGUACUGUUCAGGAGAGCAUAUUGGUGAAAAUAUAGCAGAACGUAAUUUACCAGCAUCCGUCAAAGAAUAUGGAGGGAAGGAGGUGACAAAAGACUGGUAUAAUGAAAUAGAACAGUAUAGUUAUUACGACAACGACCCUCCAAAUCGAACCAAGACAAAGUGCCGAAAUUUUACACAGUUGAUCUGGAAGGACACAAAGGAAGUAGGAUUUGGUAUGACAGUGAAAGGGAAGCGCGUGAUUGUAGUGGCAUGUUAUAAACCUGUCGGUAACGUAAAAGGAAAAUAUCACGAACAAGUUUUGCCACGUUUAGUUCAGGAACCAUCUGAAAGAAGAUUUUCAAAGUGUUUAUCUCCACGUGAUAACGAAUCAGAUGAGGAUGAUAAUAUUUGACAUUAGUAUCAAUAAUAAUAUUCACGGUACCAAUUUUUAUAAAAUGUACCAGAUGCGCAUUUCUACUAUUUCCUUCAGUGAUCCUCAAGCAAUCGGGAUGCUUUUAUGUAUUCCUUAUAAAUUGCAAACUCAUUGAUAAAAUUAGUUUUCUUCAAUGUUCAGCACCUCUUAAGUAUUAGUUUAUAAAUUAACAAUAAGCUUUUCAGUUAUUGUGCUGUUCCUAGGUUUAUGGAGCUGCCGUUUGGUUUUUAUUGGGUGAGGACUAGGAUACCAAAUUUUGUAGUGCAUUUAUUAUAGUCGUAAUCUCUGUCAUUCCUUUUUAUUUUUAACUCUAUUAGGUCCUACCUUUUUUUUAGUUUACCCUCUACCUUC
Messenger RNA from Mytilus trossulus (common blue mussel), 1078 nucleotides. RefSeq names its product Golgi-associated plant pathogenesis-related protein 1-like. The transcript has 4 exons. The record is from RefSeq and is a predicted model, not a curated record. The coding region runs from base 128 to 706 and encodes 192 amino acids. NCBI's taxonomy places the organism in Eukaryota, Metazoa, Mollusca, Bivalvia, Mytilida, Mytilidae.